AUGACUUCCACUCGCACCGCCUAUCAAGGCCCAAGCCGCAAGCUUGUCAUCGCCAUGGACCUUGGGACGACAUUCAGUGGCGUAUCGUACGCCAUUCUCGACCCGGGAAAGGUUCCCGAUAUCAAGACCGUCAACCGCUGGCCCGGGCAGGAGGCGGGAGAUAAUAAGAUACAGACCGUUGUUUACUACGACACCAACGGGAAGCUCCUCGCCGUAGGCGCAGAGCAGCCUCCUGAGCUCGACGGUGGAGACUCCGGCUCGGAGGGCGACAAUGAUUGGGACGAAGUAGAACCAUACAAAGUCGAAUGGUUCAAGUUGCUUUUGCGAGCGUCAACCUCGGCUGCCACCAACGCAGACAUCCCGCGCACGAUCUUGCCUCCGCAGAAGGACGUGGAGGCCGUCUAUGCGGACUUUUACAAGUACAUGUUCGAUCAUACCCAGCGAUACAUCAAAGAGACGCAUGCCACCGGCGCCUUACUCUGGGACUCUCUUGAAGGUGAUAUCGAGUUUAUCUUGACUCAUCCCAAUGGAUGGGAGGGUCCACAGCAGUCCGUGAUGCGUCGUGCCGCUAUCAAUGCUGGUCUUGUUCCCAAUACACCUGGUGGCCACGAUCGCAUCAAGUUCGUCUCGGAGGGAGAGGCCUCGUUCCACUUCUGCGUAUCGUCAGGCAUGCUCGAGGAAGCCAUUGAGACCGGUACGAACGUCAUGAUCAUUGAUGCCGGCGGUGGCACCGUCGACUUCAGCACCUACUCUUUCGAGAAUGCCGCACCCAUCGAGAUCGCAGAGCUGGCUGCGCCGGCAGGGAUCUAUCAAGGGUCGGCUCUCGUCAGUCAGCGUGCCCGGAACAUGCUGACAGAGAAGCUCGCGGGAAGCAAGUUUGGCGACAAGGCCUACCUGGACGCCAUGACGGUCGAAUUUGACAAGACUACGAAGAAGCGCUUCAAGGGUAGCGGCGACGCGUACGUCAGGUUCAGCUCCAUGGCGAACGACAAGGACACGAAGCUCGGCAUCCGGAACGGGCAGAUAAAGCUGUUGAAUGGUGAGAUUGCGAGCUGGUUCGACCCUGCGAUCCGCGAGAUCAUCGCGACUCUCGAAGACCAGCAGCAAUCGUCCGGUAACGAGAUACCCAUCUAUCUGCUCGUAGGAGGGUUCGCCGCGAACGAAUACUUGUUCACCAAGUUGAAGCUGUACCUGGAGGCCACUGGCUUACAUCUCUACCGCCCGGAUGCGAACACUAACAAAGCUGUCGCGGAAGGCGCCGUGUCUUUCCACAUCGACCAUUACAUCUCGGCCCGUAUCGCGAAGCUCACCUACGGCUCCCGCUGUGCCCACGUCUACGACCGCAAGAAGCCCGAUCAUGCCGAGCGCGCCAACAAGGUCUUCGUAUCGCCGGACGGCUUGGAGAUGCUCAAUGACGGCUUCCAGGCCGUCCUUCUCAAGGGUACCCAGGUCACGGAAGAGACGGAGUUCGAGAGACCCUUUCACGUUGUCUCGCGCUUCGGGGUUGAACGCAUCGAGUGCGAGGUUACAUGCUACCGCGGCGACCGCUCGCCGACGUGGACAGACGAGGAGCCGGAACUCUUCUCAACGCUGUGCACCAUCACGGCCGAUGCCACCCGCAUCCCGAAGGUCACCCAACGUGGCACGCGCGGCGACUACUGCCGUCAGGACUAUGCGAUCGUGCUGUCGUUUGGCCUCACGGAGCUUAAGGCGCAUCUCACUUGGAUGGAGAAGGGAGUCAAGCGCAUUGGCCCCGCUCAGGUCGUUUACGAUGAUGACUUCGCCGUCACCGUCCCGCAGUAG
Molecule: messenger RNA, 1803 nt
Organism: Peniophora sp. CBMAI 1063
Lineage: Eukaryota; Fungi; Basidiomycota; Agaricomycetes; Russulales; Peniophoraceae
Source: the annotation of a GenBank genome assembly